This is a messenger RNA of Gordionus sp. m RMFG-2023, 1567 nucleotides long. Its product is annotated as ADP-ribose pyrophosphatase, mitochondrial-like. Gene Ontology annotation, molecular function: ADP-ribose diphosphatase activity. The transcript has 5 exons. NCBI's taxonomy places the organism in Eukaryota, Metazoa, Nematomorpha, Gordioida, Chordodea, Parachordodidae. Bases 40 to 1059 code for a protein of 339 amino acids. The record is from RefSeq and is a predicted model, not a curated record.
AUUCAACUUUUAAAAAAAUUCACAAUAAAUGUAAAAUUGAUGUUAAAUAUUAAAUGCCGAAAUAAUAUAUACCCAAAAGCAAAGAUUAAAAGAUUUUUUGUGCCCGAUGAUAAAGUAUCAUGGAAUUCAAUUUGGCCCCAAUAUACACCAUUUAAAUAUACUUCAAAGCACAUUAAUAGUCAACCAGUUUAUGCAGAUCCUCCACUAGACGAAAACCAUAGUGAUGAUGUCAAUAAAUAUUUGAAUAAAGGUUCAGAGUAUAAUUAUGCUACCAUGGAAAAAGAUAUAAUUUGGAAUGCCAAAGGAGAUAAAGUUAAUCGAAUCAGUCAUAUGAAAAAUUACAGGAUAAUUAAUGGGCUGCCAAUAAAUCCUAUUGGUAGAACUGGUAUUAUUGGUAGAGGAAAUUUAGGUAAAUGGGGUCCGAAUCAUGCUAUUGAUUUAAUAUUAACUAAAUGGCAUAUGCAAUCAUCAGUGGAAAAUGAUCAUUCUCUUAAUCUAUACAAUAUAUUUGAAAAACUUAAAGACAUGACCUAUCACAAUGUAAAUAAUUUAAUACUUCAGUUCUUAGCUAUUAAAAGAAAAGAUAAUAAUCAAUGGGCCUUUCCAGGUGGUAUGGUUGAUAACAAUGAGGAUCCAGUUAAAGACACAUCUCCUAGAGAAUUUGCAGAGGAAUCCCUGAAUCUAUUAUCUUAUCACUAUUCAAAAAACGAUGAUAGAAAGAAAAUUUUGCUAACGACUUUGGAACAACUUUUUGCCGAAUAUGGUUCAGUCGUGUAUCAGGGGUAUGUGGACGAUCCCAGGAAUACCGAUAACGCUUGGAUAGAAACCGUAGCUACCAACAUUCAUUUGGGUGGCGGGCCUGGCGAAAAAUGUCCGGAUCCGAAAAAAUUCGCCAUUCUAAAGAACUAUCCUUUGCAAAGCGGCGACGACGCGAUAGACAUCAGAUGGAUAGAUGUAGUCAAAGAGAAUCGAGGAGUGUUGGAUAAUUUAUACGCCUCUCACUUAGAUAUUCUUGGGAUAGUUUUGAAGAAACAUAAUUGUACAAAAAUGAUGGAUUAGAGCAUACACUUAAUUUAGAUAAGCCCUGUAGUUUGCCAAUAUAUUUGUAUAAAAUCAAUACUUUUCUUUCCUUGUAUUUUAUUUAAUACAAUCCUAAUUUAUAUUACCCCCCACCCCCCUUUUCUUACAUUCUUUAUUUAUUUCCUUCAUUUUUUUCUUUUCUAUUCAUAUUUUCUUAUCUCUUUUUUUUAGUUCUUUCUUUACGAAUUAUUAGUUAUCUUCUUACGUUUAAUUGAUUACUAAAUAAAAUGUAAUACUGCUAAAAUCUAGUGUUAUUUAACGGCCCGGCCCGUUUUGAGCCGAUUUUUAUAAACGGCUAACUCAAUAUUUUAGCCAGAUAAAUAUUGUCUAAGACUCGAGAUUUCGAUAAUAUAUGUCUAGACCAUUGUUCCUUCUAUGAACAAAAUCUUCAGGCCUGCGUAAUAUUUUUAUGGAUGAAAUAUUGAAUUAGCCGUUUUUGAAAAAUCAGUUAAAAACGAGCCGUCUAAAACACUACAUAUACCUAACA